This is a messenger RNA of Neoarius graeffei (lesser salmon catfish), 6189 nucleotides long. RefSeq lists its product as uncharacterized. NCBI's taxonomy places the organism in Eukaryota, Metazoa, Chordata, Actinopteri, Siluriformes, Ariidae. Gene Ontology annotation, biological process: DNA repair; telomere maintenance. Gene Ontology annotation, molecular function: DNA helicase activity; ATP hydrolysis activity. The record is from RefSeq and is a predicted model, not a curated record.
AUGAGGACACAGUUUGAUCUCUGGAAGGAUCACUUCAAAAUGGUCAUCCUUACAGAGAUCAUGCGACAGAAGGACGAUCGAGCUUUUGCUGAACUCCUGAACCGCCUUAGAGUGAAGCAAAAGCUUGAUCCUUUGAGCGAUGAAGAUAGAGGGUUGCUCACACAGGCAGUGGCUGAUGUCAAGGAUUCUCAGGAUUACAGGAAAAUGCCUACAACUGGCUGCAUGACGAUGGUGUUUGACAUUAAAGGUAACAAGCGAGACUUGCCUGACGAAAUUGUUAAUGGAACAUUUGGAACCAUCUCGCACAUUGUAAUGACGGAGAGCGAGCCAAAAUUUGUAAAGUUGAUUGGACUCCAACUGGACAAUCCCACAGCAGGACAGAGAUUCCGCAAAAAGAUCUUGGGUCCCUCAGAUAAUCUGGCCUAUAUUGAAAGAUCUGAGGAGAACCUGAGCAACAAAAAAGGGGUUGUUCGUCGCCAGUUCCCCAUGAAGUUGGCCUUUGCGUGUACGACCCACAAAGUACAACGCAUGACAAUGGCGUCAGCGGUUGUGUGCCUGAAACGUGUCUUUGAACCAGCCAUGGCUUAUGUAGCUCUCAGCCGCACAACUUCGCUGGGAGACAUUCAGGGCCAGUUUUGGUUCAAACAGCCUAUUGUGUUGCUGAUUGUGGUGGAGCUGAAGAAGAGACUGCUGGAAGAGGAAUUUGAGUCGAGCUACUUGUUUGUGUUGCUUGUUGGUGACUCUCACCUUCGGAGCAUUGCAGAUGGCUUUGUGAAGAUGCCAGAGGGCAAGUUGUCUUUUGGAGUCAUGUCAACACCAGGGGCAACCAUAGCAGAAGCUGCAACCGAGUUUGAGAAAUUGAUUCGGACUGCACUCAGCAUUUGGCCCAACGUGCUUAUUUUGGAUUUCCCACCACGGCUAAAUUUUGAUGAGGGCUGGCAGGAAUCUGUUCGUCAAGAGUUUCAUCGGAUUUCUGCACGUAUGGGUGUGAGGUAUGCCUCUGUGGCGGAGCACUUCCCAGUGAAGCGACUCGAGUUGUGGGCUCGUGAUGGUGUGCAUCUGAGUGAUACAGCUGGAAUGGAGAUCUUGGUUGAUCUGAUAUGGGCUGCAGCUUAUCAACAAUUAUCCAAAGAAGUUGUUAAAGCAGAAGCAUGUCGAAAGGCAGUGCCAAUGGGUGGAAGGUCUGCAUCAACAGCUGCAGUGAAGGAAAGGCCUGUUCCUAGGAACGAGCACGGUGUUGUGGUGAGGACCUCAAAUGUGGAGGAGUGGACUGUUGUGCAACCACGGAAGAAAUACAAGCCAGACAUGGUCCUGCAGGACUGCGCAGUUGUACUGAAUCCAAUCCAUUUCAGUUGGAAGAUGCUGGAGGAAAUGGACAAAGUUGCCCCAGCAGAUCUGUCUGGAUCGACAGCAGAGAUGGUGUGUGGAACUGAGCAGGACACAGAGGUUACACAUGCUGACACUGAAAUAGACUCUGAGGCUGCCAAUGAGGACAAUCUUUUACAUGACAGGCAGCAACAUUGCGUGCAUAUGGACACCUGCCUUCAGCCUGUAGACAUUGGGCAAGAGGUGUUAGACCAUUAUUUCGAUAAGAUUUUACACGUUGCCCCUGGUGAAGGUAACACGCCUGUGCCAUUGCUGUUAGAUGCAAAUACAGAAGGGAAGUGCUUCCCUGCACUCUUUCCAGAUGGCCGAAAUACUUAUCAUGAGCCGAAGAAGGAAAAAUUAAGCUUGUCACGGUAUUUCAAUCUUCGAAUAAUGAGUGCAGACUCACGCUUUGGCAAAAACAUUGAGUACAUUUUCUAUGCUCAGUAUGUAUCUGAAAUGUCUCAGGUAGUAUCAAAAGUGUCUAUUGCGUUAAGGAAAGGUAAAGGAACAGAAAAGAAGAUAGCAAUAGGGCCAGAGAUGGUAAGGGAUGAAAAAGUGUUGAGAAAUCUACUUAAACACGAUGAGGGUUAUAGGUUCUUAAAACCCAUACAUGGAUCUCCACCUUACUGGCAGGGUGUUCAAAAAGACUUGUUUGCUAUGAUUCGUCAGCUGGGCAUUCCAACAUGGUUUUGCUCAUUUUCGUCAGCUGAUCUGCGGUGGGAGAAUUUAUUAGAAAGUAUUUUGAAGCAGGAAGGCAGACAUGAAAAUGUACAUGAUUUAGAUUGGAGUGAGAGAUGCAACCUCCUGCAUCAAAACCCUGUUUUAGCUGCAAGAAUGUUUGAUUUUCGCUGGCACAAAUUUUUGUCUGAAGUUAUUAUGUCUCCAUGUCAUCCUGUAGGAAAAGUUGUGGAUUAUUUUUAUAGAAUUGAAUUUCAACAGCGUGGCUCUCCCCAUGUGCACUGUCUGUUUUGGGUGGAGAAUGCCCCUCAAAUAGGCAAACAGUCAGAUGAUGCAGUGGUGGAUUUUGUGGACACUUAUGUUACUUGCGAGUUGCCAUGUAAUGAUGAGAAUUUGUUAGAGAAGGUAACCACAGUACAGCAACACAGCAAAAACCAUGCUAAGUCUUGUAAGAAGAAAGGAACUACUUGUCGUUUCAAUUUUCCUCGACCACCAUCAAAAACCACGUUUAUCUGCCAUAAACAGGAAGAUGAGGAAGACGAACAGCCAUGUCAAUGCAGUAGUUUAGAGAAGUGUACUUGUCUUGAGCAAAUAGCAGCGAAAAUGACUGAAAAACAAGAAGCUGCAAAUAUUGUUAGAGUUCGGGAAGCCAUAGCACAGCCAGAUAAACAGUAUUCUUCAAUUGAAGAAUUAUUUGCCGCUGUAGCUGUUACUCAGGAAUCCUACCAGUGGGCAUAUCAAUUACUGACUAAGAAAACCCAACUUGUACUGAAAAGACAACCUAAUGCUGUUUGGAUUAAUCCUUACAAUGCAUCUUUGCUGAAGUGUUGGAAUGCUAACAUGGACAUUCAGUACGUAGUGGAUGCAUACGCUUGUGUUGUAUACAUUAUCUCCUACAUUUCAAAAGCUGAAAGGGAAAUGGGCCUGUUGUCACAUGCACAAAAAGAAGCGUUCAAGGAAAAAAAUGUAGAUGCCAAACAAGCAUUAAGAAAAUUAGGCACUGUGUAUUUACAUCACCGAGAUGUUUCAGCCCAGGAAGCUGUUUAUCGAUUAACAAACAUGCAUCUAAAACAAUGUUCUAGGAAUGUGCACUUUGUUCCGACAGGAGAUAAUAUUGUAAAAAUGAGCAAACCAUUAGCUACAUUACAAGCCCACGCAGCAAAUCAAAAUUUAUCUUCUGAAGAUAUUUGGAUGAGUGGUAUAGUUGACAAAUAUAAGUCCAGACCAGAUGGAGAACCUUUUGAAGAAUUGUGCUUGGCUAGUUUCGUUUCGCAGUAUCGAGUUUUAUAUGGUAAGGAGACAUCUGUUCACAAAAUUGAACUGAAAAACAAUGCUGGAUUUGUUGUACGUAGGACAAGAGGAAAACCAGCCAUUGUUAGAUAUGCCAUGUUUUCCCCUACAAGUAAUCCAGAGCAAUUUUACCAUACUCUCAUGCAGUUGUUUUUACCAUACAAAAUAGAUGAGCAAUUAAAACCACCUCAGUAUGAAAAGUAUGAAGACUUUUAUACAGCCACUGGCCAUGUCUCUUACACAAAUGGCAUACUACAACCAGUGAAGAACAUUGUAGACUACAAUAGAAGUCUUUUUGAAAAAGAAACAGAGGUACUUGAGCUGGCUGCACAAGACAUACAUGAUGAUGCUGUAGAAGAUGCUUGGUGUCUAUUAGCUCCAGGGCAGGAACAGGAACGCAUAGAGUGCCAAGACAUCAUAGAAAAGGUUGGCAAAGAUGAUGAGGGUUGGGAAGACAUUCCAGAUCUGACAGAACAUGAUGGUCCUCCUUUUCUUUUGGAGAAACAUACCAAAUCGCUGUCUAAAGUUGAGGCUAUGACACUAAUCCGAUCACUGAAUGACACCCAAUUAGCGAUUUUCUACCAAAUUAGACAAUGGUGUUUAGAUAAGAGGCAAGGGAAAAACCCUGACCCAUUUCAUGUGUUUAUAACUGGAGGUGCUGGUACUGGGAAGAGCCAUUUAAUCAAAGCUAUCCACUGUGAAGCUAGUCGUUUGCUGUCCACUAAAGCAGGUACACCAGAUGACAAUGUGGUGCUGUUAACUGCACCAACUGGAAUUGAGGCUUAUAACCUAAAAGCAUCCACAAUUCAUAGUGCCUUAGGAAUUGGUACAAAUGUGAAACUGCCAUACACUCCGCUUGGAGAAGAAAAAUUAAACACACUACGAAGUGAAUUAGGACAUGUGCAGAUUAUAGUUAUAGAUGAAAUAUCAAUGGUUGACCACAAAUUAUUAGCAUAUGUGCAUGGUCGGUUGAGGCAAAUAAAACAAACCGGUAACUUUGCUCCAUUUGGUAAUGUUAGUGUCAUUGCUGUCGGAGAUUUAUUUCAGUUAAGUCCUGUGAGGGGAACACCUUUAUAUAUGGAUUUUGAUGUAGAUUUGUGGAAAACUAAUUUCUCAGUUGUCCAAUUGACGACUGUAGUUAGGCAACAAGACACAGUUUUUGCUGAGUUGUUAAACCGUUUAAGAACUAAAACCAAAGACACUCCACUUCUUGCUAAUGAUGCCAAACUUUUACAACAACGCGAAACAGGGGAAGAAAGUACUGCACUUCAUAUAUUUCCAACAAACGACCAGGUGGACACACUGAAUAUGCAACGCCUACAUGCUUAUUGUACUGAUAUUAUAUCUAUAAAAUCACAUGAUUACAAAAAAGAACACAAAACAGGAAGGACCGUUGCACUUAAAGGCCAACAUGCACACAUGAAGACCAAUUCACUUUCUGCAGAGUUAUGGUUGGGUGUAGGUGCACGAGUGUUACUCAUGAAAAAUAUAGAUGUUUUAGAUGGUCUUGUUAAUGGGGUCUGUGGUUCUGUAAGGCUGCUGGGCCAUAGAAGGUUCACGCUGCACGUUCACGUGUUAUUUGAUGAUCCUGAAAUUGGUAGACAAAGACGGAAACAAGAUCCUUGUAACAAAGCCCAUUUGUCCAAUUCCACUCCUAUAUUUCCAGAGGAGCAGCAAAUUGACUACAAAGGAGGAACACGCAGGCAAAUACCUUUGAAGUUAGCUUACGCUUUAACUGUGCAUAAGGUGCAAGGGUUAACUCUAGACCAAGCAGUUGUGUCAUUGAAGAAAGUGUUUGCUCCAGGACAAGCAUAUGUUGCCCUUAGCCGUGUCAAAUCUCUUCCUGGUUUAAUUCUUCACCACUUCUCAGAAAAGGCCAUCUAUUGCAAAAACAAUGUUCAAGGAGCAAUAAAUGACAUGCCACACUUCCUCAGCAAUUCACCAUCUUUUGAAAUAUGUUCUCAAACAAGCAUUUGGCUGAUGAAUAUUCAGGGCUUACUAAAUCAUGUUCAAGAUUUAAAACGGUGUGUUGAGAGAGGCCUUCCAAGUUGUAUUGCUUUGACAGAAACCUGGCUACCAGAAGACAUUUCGCAGCACAAACUGCAUGUAAACAACUAUGCAUUUUUCAAUUCGCCACGUACUUCAGCAUAUUCUCCCCAAAACAGCAUUCUGUGUGAAUUAGGCAAACAGCAACGUGGAGGAGUUGGAUUAUAUGUACACCGCAGACAGAACUUCAAGAUGCAUACCAUUCCAUAUCCUAAUCUAGAAUGUUCCAUUGUACAGUUCCCAGACGUAAACAUCAUUGUAGCAACAGUCUAUCGACCUCCAAAAUAUCCCAUGCCACUGUUUAAACAUAACCUUAGCAACCUCAUUCAUCACUUGGCAACCAUAACUUCUAAUAUCAUUAUCAUGGGUGAUUUCAAUGACAACAUUUUCACAUCAAAUACUCUAGUAAACUAUAUGGCAACAAAAGACUUUCAUCAAAUGGUCUCUGCCGCCACUACAGACAUGGGGUCUUUGAUAGAUCACAUUUACGUCAAAAAACACUUAGUUACGUGUGUUCAUACUACAAUUAUGCCUUUGUAUUUCAGUGACCAUCAAGGCAUUAUAUUUACUUUCAGUGCACAGCAAUUAAAGUCUGCGAACCUGCAAGCAUCAGCUACCAGCAAACAGGAAGACCCUGACUCCCGUACCUGCUCUUCGUCCUGCAACCAGCCUGUUCUCCAUUCCCAUGUCUCGCUUGUUCCCGUGUUCCCGCUUCAUCAGUCACGCAUGUUCCAACUCCCUCUCGACCGAUGCACCGGCAUGCACUGUCAGCUCGUCAACAACCUCCGCUUUGCUCUCCAGCCCUGA